Fonticula alba is the source of this 477-nucleotide messenger RNA. RefSeq lists its product as hypothetical. Lineage: Eukaryota; Rotosphaerida; Fonticulaceae. Bases 1 to 477 code for a protein of 158 amino acids. The record is from RefSeq and is a predicted model, not a curated record. The transcript is spliced from 2 exons.
AUGGCCAGCCCGGCGAGUUCCCCCCCGGCCCCGGCCGUCAUCAAAAAGCUCUUCAUCUCAGCCGCUCUGACAGAAUCUGGGUCGGCCCUGCCGGCGGCGUCGCCAGGCCUGAGCCAGGCCGGCCGCCGGCCCCCCUCCCCCGGUGCGGCAGGUAAUACCCACUUCUGGAUCCAGGGAGACGUUGUGGCCAAGCCCAGCGCCACGUCCCUGGUCCUGGACGAUGGGACAGCUUGCAUCCUGGCGCGCCCGGCCCAGUCGGGUGACUUACUUCUCGGUGUAUUGGGCCGGCUGCAGGUCGGUGACGUGGUCCAGCUGAUCGGGAAGACCGGGCCCUUGGAGAACCCCGAGCCCGGAUCCCAGGCCUGGGGCUUUCACGCGCUAAAGGCCAUCGUCGUCACACGCCGGCCACUGGAGGAGAUAUCCUUUGUCAUGAGCUGCCUAGCCGACACGAAGCGGCACAUCAAGAAUGAGCUCUAG